Molecule: messenger RNA, 363 nt
Organism: Diaporthe amygdali
Lineage: Eukaryota; Fungi; Ascomycota; Sordariomycetes; Diaporthales; Diaporthaceae
Product: transcription factor pcc1
Exons: 2
Coding region: 1-363 (120 amino acids)
Cellular component (GO): EKC/KEOPS complex
Source: RefSeq, a predicted model, not a curated record
AUGACCGCUCAGGCCGACCCAGACUUCCCCUGCUCGCUGCAGAUCGACGUGCCCUUCCCGACCGCCCGGCUGUCCGCGAUCGCAAUCAAGGCCAUAACCGUCGACAAGGAGCUGUCACCCCUGGUGCGCCGAGAGUUCUCUACCGUCAACGCGUCUGGCGGUGGUGCUGAUGGCAAUGAUGAUGAUGUCACGGGACAAAACGUCAUGAGGGUGAACUACAAGGCCACCACAAACCGGAUGCUGCGGGUCUCUGUCAACUCUUUCAUGGACAGCCUGUCGCUCAUCCUGGAGGUCAUGGAGAGGCUCGAUGCCGAUGUGCUCGAGUCCAGACCGAUCGAACCGCAAGCUGGGCCGUUCCGGUGA